AUGACUACUACACAAUUAGAGAAUACAGUGGAGAACAAACCAUUGAUUGAAACAACCGAACAACUACAAAGACUCAUAGAUGAUUUGAUUAAUGUUGGAGCGGGUAUUCAUGAUUAUGUAGGUACCCAACAAGCAUAUCAGGCAUUGAUCCACAGGUUCAAUAACAUAAUAUUGGAGUUAUCUACAUUGUCAUCUAAUAACUUACCUUACCCUAUUCCUAUAGAUGUGAUCAAUUAUAUCGAAGACGGUAGAAAUCCAGAUAUUUAUACCAGAGAAUUUAUAGAAGUAAAUGCCAAAUCCAAUGCCAGAUUGAAAGGUAGAAUGCAAAACUUUGGUAAGCUUAGAGAUAUCUUAGGGGAUAAAUUAGUAAGUGAAUUCCCAGAUUUAAAGGAAACCAUUGAAGGCAUUAAAACAAGAACUAGUAAUUAA
This is a messenger RNA of Yamadazyma jaroonii, 429 nucleotides long. The record is from the annotation of a GenBank genome assembly. Lineage: Eukaryota; Fungi; Ascomycota; Pichiomycetes; Serinales; Debaryomycetaceae.